This is a messenger RNA of Malassezia vespertilionis, 1284 nucleotides long. RefSeq lists its product as uncharacterized. The record is from RefSeq and is a predicted model, not a curated record. Gene Ontology annotation, molecular function: prenylcysteine oxidase activity. Lineage: Eukaryota; Fungi; Basidiomycota; Malasseziomycetes; Malasseziales; Malasseziaceae. Gene Ontology annotation, biological process: prenylated protein catabolic process; prenylcysteine catabolic process. The coding region runs from base 1 to 1284 and encodes 427 amino acids. The transcript has a single exon.
AUGGUCCAGGCUUUAAACACGUUCAAUCUUUCUAGCACCGUCCGCGAGCCAGGCAUCGACAAUUAUCUCGGUAUUUGGAAUGGCAAAAAAUUUCUUGUGGACGACUACGAUGGGUCGAAAUGGAGCCUAGCAAAUAUGUACUGGCGAUAUGGGUACAGUAUUGCAAGAGCGCUUGCGCUCAUAGAAAAGGCAAUUGUUGCAUUUUCCCGUAUCUAUUCGCCCCAGUUCCUGCACAACCGCGCACCGAAAAACACCCAUGCAUCCAAGUCUGGUUAUCCAUGGGUGUCAGUGAGCGAGUUAGUGUCGAGCAUCAAGUCUGAGAGCCUUGCGAAACAAACAUUGCGUGAUUAUCUUAUACAUGAGCAUGUAUCAAAGCAAUUUGCAGAAGAAAUAGGGGCGGCCGCAACGCGUGGGAACUAUGCUCAAGAUGCCGACCAAAUUCAUGCGUUCGCAGGGCUUGUCUCGAUGGCUGCAUCCGAGACUGCGUCAAUCCAGGGCGGGAAUAGUAAGUUGUUUGAGCAUAUGCUUGAACAAAGUGGUGCAGUCGUGCGCAGAGGACGAGAAGGUGAUGUUACUGGGAUUAUGAAAGUAAGUGCGUACCAAAGUGCUCCUCGUUGGUGGGUUGGAACACGCGAUGGCUAUGGCCAAGAGUUUGAUGCAGUGAUUAUAGCAGCCCCAUGGCUCGAGUCUGGCAUUACUUUACUUAAUACCGAGGCAGUGGUACCAGCAUACGAAUACCAAAAUAUGCAUGUCACUGUGGUCGUCACAGACGCCGCGCAGCCGGACCCAGUGUACUUUGGCUAUCCGGACUCUUACAAGGAUGUACCUCGCACAAUUCUCACAACUCCAACUGAGCAUCCCACAUUUCUGUCGCUUGCCUAUGUGCAGACAAUGGAAAAUGUUGUGUACGGACAGGCGUGGAAGAAGCUUCACGUUGUUAAGCUCUUUUCGCAUGCGCGCAUGGAGCGAGACGAACUUCAGCGCAUCUUUGGACACGGGAAGAUUGUGUGGACAUACGAAAAGGAGUGGGCAGCUUUUCCCAAAUUGACCCCAACCAAUACGUUGGGGUUUUUUGUUGUGGAUGAAGGUAUGUACAACAUCAACGCAAUGGAGCGGCUCGUGUCUACCAUGGAGACGAGCAUUGUUGCCGCAAAAAAUGUAGCAGCACUAUUGCUGCAACGAUGGUUAGGCACUAGAAUGGUGCUCGGCUACCACUGCAAAUGGGAUGAGGGCACACCCCUGGUCGCUACAAAAUGGGCGGGAUGGGGCUGUCUAAGCAGUUAG